AUGCUGGUAUUGCGCGUCACGCAAUACCAGCAUGUCACGGUCACGGUAACGCGACGUGUCACGGCAUGUCCCGUCACGGUUUUCCCAUCUGAAGGUCGCACCUCAAUACACACUGUAUCUCGUAACUUGAUCAAGUAUAGCGCAUCCUAUGCAGCAAAUAAAGGAAGGCUCAACCACCAGACCACUUAUAUUGCUAAGCGCAACGACAAGGGCCAGUGGUUCCAAGUGGAUUUUGGAAAGAUUGUCAAAAUAACGACGAUUUUGACCCAAGGACGCCAUAACGCUGCACAAUGGGUGACCAAGUUUAUAGUGUCUUACAGCCUUGAUGGAGGAUAUUUCUCAUUUCAACUUCACCAUCCUUACAAUGUUCCGCGGGAAUACUAUGCCAAUAGAGACUAUCAGACUGUCGCGGAAACCAAGCUGGACGAACCAAUCAUCGCCCGUAUUUUUCGUGUUCACCCGGUGGAAUGGCAUGCAUACAUUUCAAUGAGGCUUGAGUUUGUUGGUUGUGACUCAGGUAACUGUACAUCCUAUUAA
Messenger RNA from Pocillopora damicornis (cauliflower coral), 537 nucleotides. RefSeq lists its product as uncharacterized. Lineage: Eukaryota; Metazoa; Cnidaria; Anthozoa; Scleractinia; Pocilloporidae. The record is from RefSeq and is a predicted model, not a curated record.